AUCCAAAGCCAAGAUGAGACAAAAGAAUCCACCUGUCUCAUUCCCCCGUUCAUGUCUUCAGGAUCCUAAUUACAAGCCAAGAAAGCGCCACCUUGUUUCCCUUGCAAACCAAGCAAGAACCAAUUUCUCCCCCUCUUCCUCUCUCCCCUCUUCGUCUGAUGAAUCAUCCACACCAAAUUCAAAUCCAUGCAAACAGCUCGCGUUCCUGCUGCGAGUCAACCCUAAACCCCAAAAGCGAACCCCGAAAUUACCCUAAUUCCCAUCAUACAUUUAGAAAAUUAACAAUAAAUAGCGCAGAUGAUGAGGAAAGUGCGAAGGAAAAUUAGCAGAGUCUCGUCCGUCAUCCUCUCUCAAUCUCUCAGUUCUUAUUUUAACGCCGACAAGAAGAAGAAACCAUCCUCACCUUCUCCUCCACCGCCGCCGCCGCCACCUGCAGCCAACAUGCCAUUCCACCACCGCCACCACCAUCACCCUCCGUCCACCGCACCGCUCCCCACCGCCCCCUUCCUCUUCCCGAGAGCCAACUCCACCGUCCUCCCUGAUCCAUCCGCCUUCUUCUCCCCCUCCCUCCUCUGCUCCCCUCUCCCCACCAACUCCUUCUUCCAGAACUUCGUCCUCAACAACGGGGAUCAGGCGGAAUACAUCCACCCCUACCUCAUCAAACCCUCCUCCUCCUCCUCCCUCACCUUCUGCUAUCCUUCUCGCUUCCAUAUCCCCGCCUACGUUUACCAGUCCUUCACCCCCGAUCUCACCAUCGGCGCCGCAGAUGGCGGCGCCCGCCACGUCGUCUCCGCCUUCGACGAUCUCAGCGUCACCCUCGAUUUCCCCCCUUCGCUCCGCUUCUUUCUCGUCCGCGGAAGCCCCUUCGUCACCUGCUCUACCACUACCACCACCACGAUUUCCAUCUCCUCCGUCAACGCCUUCAUCGAUGUCUCCGCCAACGCCUCCUUCACCAAGCACACUCUCCGCCUCAACAGCGGGCAGACCUUCCUCUGCUACUCCUCCGCGCCGAUGCGCCUCGCGCAGCAGGGCAACUCCCUCCUCUCCGCCCCAGGCUUCGCCGGUGUCGUGCGCCUCGCAGCUCUCCCUGAUCCCGCCUAUGAGCCCGUCCUCGAUCGGUUCAGCGCCUGCUAUCCGGUCUCCGGCGAAGCCUCCUUCACCCGGCCCUUCUCUGUGGAGUACAGGUGGGAGAAAAAGGGAUGGGGCGACCUGCUUCUCCUUGCCCAUCCCCUCCACCUCCGCCUCCUCUCCUCCGACGACUGCCGCGUCACCGUGCUCGACGAUUUCAAGUACAAUAGCAUCGACGGCGAACUCGUAGGGGUCGUCGGCGAUUCGUGGACUCUCAAGACCGACGCCAUCUCGCUCGCCUGGCAUUCGACAAAAGGCCUGAAUGAGGAAGGCUAUGCUGAGAUUAUCUCCGCCCUCUCUAAGGAUGUCGACGGUCUGGCUUCUGCUCCCAUCACCACCACCUCCUCCUACUUCUACGGCAAGGCGAUCGCCCGUGCCGCUCGUUUAGCCUUGAUCGCAGAGGAAGUUGGUUUCCCAGACGUCAUUCCCUUCGUGCGACAGUUCUUGAAGCAAACCAUCACUCCAUGGCUGGACGGCAGCUUCAACGGCAACGGAUUCCUGUAUGACACAAAAUGGGGAGGAAUUGUCACCAGGCAGGGAUCCACCGACUCGGGUGCCGAUUUCGGUUUCGGAAUCUUUAACGAUCACCAUUACCAUCUGGGAUACUUCCUCUAUGCGAUUGCCGUGCUCGCCAAGCUUGAUCCGGCAUGGGGCAGGAAAUACAGGCCUCAGGCCUACUCCAUGAUGGCUGAUUUCAUGACCCUGUCCCGGAAGCAACAUGCCAACUACACCCGGCUCCGGUGCUUCGAUCCCUGGAAGCUGCAUUCCUGGGCAGGAGGGCUCACCGAAUUCGCAGACGGCCGUAAUCAAGAGAGCACCAGCGAGGCUGUGAACGCCUACUAUUCAGCAGUUCUCAUGGGACUGAGCUUCGGGGACACCCACCUGGUGGCAAUCGGCUCGACGCUCACCGCCUUUGAGAUUAAAGCCGCAGAGAUGUGGUGGCAUGUGAGGGAGGGGGAAGGCAUCUAUGAGGACGACUUCAGUAGGGAGAAUAGAGUGGUGGGAGUGCUGUGGAACAACAAGAGGGACAGUGGCUUGUGGUUUGCUCCUCCUGAAUGGAGAGAAUGCAGGCUGGGGAUUCAGGUCUUGCCGCUGCUGCCCAUCACCGAAGUCCUGUUCCGCGACGUUAGAUUCGUAAAGGAACUAGUCAAAUGGACUGUGCCUGCUUUGGCAAGGGAAGGAGUUGGCCAAGGUUGGAAAGGGUUUGUCUAUGCUCUGGAAGGCAUGUACGAUAGAGAGACGGCGUUGGAGAAGACGAGAAUGCUAACUGGGCACGACGACGGCAACUCCCUUUCUAAUUUGCUCUGGUGGCUUUACAGUAGGGAUGCCAGUGCCGCUGAGCAAAGCAGCUUCGGAUGGGUCAGAGAUGGUUGGUUUGGCCAUUACUGCCAUUGAUGAGAGUGGCACUUUGGUAAGAUGUUAAAUGCUUCCUGCAUGCUUUCUUUUCGUUAUAAAAUCGAUGAGAACAUGAAGAUCAGAAGAUUGCAAACCUGCCGCAGUUGAUUUCUUCUUUGCUUGAUACAGUGCUACUAUGUCAUUUUAUUUCUUUUUUUAUGUGUGUGAUAUGAUUGUUAUAAUCUACAAAAGGAUUAUUCGCAUUAUAAUUGAGAUGAUUGAUGACUCUUUUGUGUGCUCA
This is a messenger RNA of Zingiber officinale, 2764 nucleotides long. RefSeq names its product probable endo-1,3(4)-beta-glucanase ARB_01444. The transcript has a single exon. Bases 298 to 2523 code for a protein of 741 amino acids. Gene Ontology annotation, molecular function: endo-1,3(4)-beta-glucanase activity. Lineage: Eukaryota; Viridiplantae; Streptophyta; Magnoliopsida; Zingiberales; Zingiberaceae. The record is from RefSeq and is a predicted model, not a curated record.